Molecule: messenger RNA, 7165 nt
Organism: Homo sapiens (human)
Lineage: Eukaryota; Metazoa; Chordata; Mammalia; Primates; Hominidae
Gene: EIF4ENIF1
Product: eukaryotic translation initiation factor 4E nuclear import factor 1
Exons: 19
Coding region: 3587-6652 (1021 amino acids)
Biological process (GO): nuclear export
Cellular component (GO): cytoplasm; P-body; nuclear speck
Molecular function (GO): mRNA binding
Source: RefSeq, a predicted model, not a curated record
GGGAUCACGUGAGGUCAGGAGUUCAGACCAGCCUGGCCAACAUGGUGAAACCCCAUCUCUACUAAAAAUACAAAAGUUAGCCAGGUGUGGUGGCACAGGCCUGUAGUCCCAGCUUCUUGGGAGGCUGAGGCAUGAGAAUUGCUUGAACUCAGGAGGCAGAGGUUGAGUGAGCCGAUUGUGCCACUGCACUCUAGCCUGGGCGACAGAGCAAAACUUGGUCUCAAAAAAUUACAAGUUAUAGGCCAGGCGCGGUGGCUCACACCUGUAAUCACAACACUUUGGGAGGCCAAGGCGGGUGGAUCAUGAAGUCAGGAGAUCGAGACCAUCCUGGCUAACGUGGUGAAACCCUGUCUCUACUAAAAAUAAAAAAUUUAGCCGGGCGUGGUGGCGGGCGCCUGUAGUCCCAGCUACUCGGGAGGCUGAGGCAGAAUGGCCUGAACCCAGGGGGCAGAGCUUGCAGUGAGCCGAGAUUACGCUACUGCACUCCAGCCUGGACGACAGAGCGAGACUCCGUCUCAAAAAAAAAUUACAAAUUAUCAGGCCGGGCGUGGUAGCUCAUGCCUGUAAUCCCAGCACUUUGGGAGGCCGAGGUGGGCGGAUCAUGAGGUCAGGAGUUUGAGACCAGCCUGACCAACAUGGUGAAAUCCUGUCUCUACUAAAAAUACAAAAAUUAGCUGGGCGUGGUGGCAUGCGCCUGUAAUCCCAGCUACUCAGGAGGCUGAGGCAGGAGAAUCACUUGAACCUGGGAGGCAGAGGUUGCAGUGAACCAAGAUCACACCAUUGCACUCCAGCCUGGGCGAUACAGCGAGACUCCUUCUCAAAAAAUAAAAAAUAAAAAUAAAAAUUAUCCUGCCAAGGAGAGUAACACUCAAAAACUACAAUGAAACAAGAAUUUGCAAUUUGUAAGCAUCUAGCUUUUGCCAGGCACAGGUGAAAGAAGUUUAGGGAAGCCUCCCUUAGAUUAUUACCUUUUUUCCUAGGUAAUAACCAUCUUCUUCUAUAAGGACAGAGUGAGACUUUGAGAGGUAAGAAAUGAGUUGAGGCCAAAGUUCUACAAGACAUUAAAGGAGCCUAGUGGAAAAGUAGGUCCUAAGUAGGAUAGACCAGAGGGCUCAGGAAAUUAGUUCCAGCUAUCAAAUCAUGAUAGCUACAAUGCCCUGGGCACUGAUAUCAUGUAUGGCUUGUGGUGGUUUAAAACAUGCCUACACAUUCCUUGACAUUCCUCCCACAUAGAGGUGGAGUCUAAGUUCCUUUGCUUUGAAUAUAGGGUAGCCGUGCUGACUCCUUUCUAAGGAACAGAAUGUGGCACGUGGUAGAACUGAUUCCAGGGCUAGGUUAGGAAAGGCAAUACAGCAACUAUAUGGCUUUCUUGUUCGCUCUCUGAACACUUGCCCUUAGAAUCCAGCCCUGAUAUUUCAAGGAAGCUCAGACACAGGGAGAGGCCAUGUGUAAGUGUUCCAGGGACAGCUCUAAUGGUCCCAGGUCCUAGCUGACAGCCACCAUCAACCACCAGACAUGUACGCUUUUACGGGACCCUCAGCCCCAGCCUUUGGGCUGCCCCCACUGGUGCUGAAUGGAUCAGAAACCAGCCGUCCCAGCAGGAACCAGCCCAUUUUGCAGAUUUGAGAGCAAAAUAUAAUUGGAAUUCUGGGGUGGUUUGUUACGUAACAGUAGGUAACCAGAAAUCCAUAAUUUCCGGGUUUCUAGUAUUUUCUUUUUCAAGAAAGCUCAGGUGUGGUGGCUCAUGCCUGUAAUCCCAGUGCUUUUGGAGGCUGAGGCAGGAGGAUCACUUGAGGCCAGGAAUUUGAGACCAGCCUGAGCAACAUAGCAAGAUCCCGUCUCUGCAAAAAAUCGUUAAAAAUUAGCCUGCUGUAGUGGCAGGAGCCUGUAGUCCCAGCUAUUUGGGAGGCUGAGGCUGGAGCAGUGAGCUAUGAUUGUGCCAUUGCUUUCCAGCCUGGAUGACAGAGCAAGACUUCAUCACCCCCAAAAUAAAAUAACCAGAGCAGUGUUUUUAAUGUUAUCUUUAAUUCCCUCUGCAAGCCUAAAAAGUAGGUAUACUGCGAUCCCUUUCGGAAAAAUGAGGAAAGGGAGAUCCAGGUGGUGAAAUGCCUGGCUCAGGUUUCACACUAAUUGGCAGGGUCAGGAUUUAGCAGCUUCAAAGAACGGGCCUUCUCCACUACUCCAGGGAGUCUCCAAGACACUAAAGGGGAUUAGACCUGUUUCCCACAGCUUUAGGAAGAAUUUGGAUUCCAAAAACAGCUUGAUUGUUAAAAUAAUAACAUCUGUAUUAUCACCUGCAACGUGUCUCUGUAUAGGCUUAAAAAGGCUCAGCAGCUUUAUGGGUUAUAUAUGGUUUUUUACCCACCUUAUCCUGUUUAAUCUUAACUGCCCCAUGAGCAGGUUAUAUCAUCUUCGCAAUUUCACAGGUAAAACUAAGAAUCAAUAGACUAACUCUCCAUAGCUUGUAGGAGGUGGCAGAGAUGAGAAUGCAAACUCAGGCCUGAUGUGCAAGUGUUUCCCUCUGCCUCUUGCCUGUAAAAAAACAGUUUGUAAGAAACACACUUUAUUCAGUAAUACAAACGAAAAGUUUUCUGUUGCCAAGAUUCACAAGAAGGGAGCUGAGUUAGUGGUCACUCACUGCCCAACACCCUAAUUUCACAAGUGAAGUGAAGUUCCAACAAAGUAGGCCUCUUGGAAGAAAUGUAGACGUUGCUGUCCUUUAACCAGGAAAAUUGCGUUCUCGGGACUUCACGCCUAUGUAUCGCUUCACACCAACGCUGCGCAGUACCACAGGGCAGAAAUGGGUGCUUGUGGUAUUCCAGCACAUAGGACUUCCUCCCCAGGAUGCAGUUACCCACACUGCUCACAUAUUUGCAUUUCUGUGGCCCCCUGUCAGCCUGAGUCUGCACUACGUGGUAAGCACUUGACAUUCGCCGUCUCAUUUCCCCAACUCCACUCGCACUUCCCCUUUCUGUGCAGGCUAAGGACAGAUUCAGGUUACCGGAGGGAAACAACAUUUCAAUGAAUUUGUUAGUCGCCUUUAUCGCUAUCAAAGCCAAUCGUGACAAGUUUGUCUUUUAAUGCAGCAACCAGUACUCGCGCAUAAGCCUCAUAGAUUUACAGAGGCCAUUUUAGAAACACGACCGAAACUUAGGUUAAGUCAGCUUUGCCUAAGAUCACGCCACUCGCAAAACAGCUGAGGUUCGAACCCGCACUGGGAAGGCUCGGAAGACCCCAAUCUCCUAUCUCAAAUUCCCACUGCCGAAGCCCCACGGUUCUCUGCCUAUGCGAACCAUGCAAAUACAGCGGUCGUCGCGCCACAGGCCGUGCUAGCCGCCAGCCCAGCCCCAUCUAGCCACCGCCUCCGGGAGAGUGGCGUGCCGCGAGUCGCGGGUCCCAAGUGCCGUCCGCUCUGCCCUGCAGCGCGCGUGGGAACGCGGCGGCGGUGGCCUCUGGGCUGCCCACGGCGACCGCCUGCGCGCACGGGAGCGGGUUUCCGCUAUCCCCACCGUGGCCUCCUCCUCGCCGCCACCACCUUCCCACCCCCCGGCCCGCGCAGGGGCUGGCGUCCGGGAAGCGCGCGGCGAUGCUUCUUUUUCGCCCGGCACCGCUGCAGCCACCUCACAUCCGGGCGCGCGGCGGGGAAGGCGGCGCCGGGGCCAGGGUGCAGAGCAUUGUAGACCAAGGAGCCAUGGAUAGGAGAAGUAUGGGUGAAACAGAAAGUGGAGAUGCUUUCCUUGACCUGAAGAAGCCUCCUGCCUCCAAAUGCCCCCAUCGCUAUACAAAAGAAGAACUCUUGGAUAUAAAAGAACUCCCCCAUUCCAAACAGAGGCCUUCAUGCCUUUCUGAAAAAUAUGACAGUGAUGGUGUCUGGGACCCUGAGAAGUGGCAUGCCUCUCUCUACCCAGCUUCAGGGCGGAGCUCACCAGUGGAAAGUCUGAAGAAAGAGUUGGAUACAGACCGGCCUUCCCUGGUGCGCAGGAUAGUAGAUCCACGAGAGCGUGUGAAAGAAGAUGACUUAGAUGUUGUUCUCAGCCCUCAGAGACGGAGCUUUGGAGGGGGCUGCCACGUGACAGCCGCUGUUAGCUCCCGGCGCUCAGGAAGUCCAUUAGAGAAAGAUAGUGAUGGGCUUCGUCUGCUUGGUGGACGUAGGAUUGGCAGUGGGAGGAUAAUCUCUGCCCGGACCUUUGAGAAGGAUCACCGUCUUAGCGAUAAGGACCUGCGGGACUUGAGAGACAGAGACCGAGAGAGGGACUUCAAGGACAAGCGUUUCAGGAGAGAGUUUGGAGAUAGUAAGCGUGUCUUUGGUGAGCGUAGAAGAAAUGAUUCUUACACAGAAGAAGAACCAGAGUGGUUCUCUGCUGGACCCACAAGUCAGUCUGAAACCAUCGAACUGACUGGCUUUGAUGAUAAGAUACUAGAAGAAGAUCACAAAGGGAGAAAAAGAACAAGGCGACGGACAGCCUCUGUGAAGGAAGGUAUAGUAGAGUGCAAUGGAGGAGUGGCCGAAGAGGAUGAAGUGGAGGUCAUCCUUGCACAGGAGCCUGCGGCUGAUCAGGAAGUGCCAAGGGAUGCUGUCUUGCCUGAGCAGUCCCCAGGAGACUUUGACUUUAAUGAGUUCUUUAACCUUGAUAAGGUGCCAUGCUUGGCUUCGAUGAUAGAAGAUGUUUUGGGAGAAGGGUCAGUCUCUGCCAGUCGGUUCAGUAGGUGGUUCUCUAACCCGAGCAGAUCAGGAAGCCGAUCCAGCAGUCUUGGGUCAACACCACAUGAAGAGCUAGAGAGACUUGCAGGUCUGGAGCAAGCCAUCCUCUCUCCUGGACAGAACUCGGGGAAUUACUUUGCUCCUAUACCAUUGGAAGACCAUGCUGAAAAUAAAGUGGAUAUUUUAGAAAUGCUACAGAAAGCCAAAGUGGAUUUGAAACCUCUUCUUUCCAGCCUUUCUGCAAAUAAAGAAAAACUUAAAGAAAGCUCACAUUCAGGGGUUGUGCUUUCAGUGGAGGAGGUAGAAGCAGGUCUGAAGGGCUUGAAGGUUGACCAGCAAGUGAAGAAUUCAACUCCCUUCAUGGCAGAACACCUAGAAGAGACCUUGAGUGCCGUAACCAACAAUCGACAACUGAAGAAAGACGGAGACAUGACUGCGUUCAACAAGCUAGUGAGCACAAUGAAGGCAAGUGGGACUUUGCCUUCUCAGCCCAAAGUCAGCCGAAACCUUGAAAGCCAUUUGAUGUCCCCUGCUGAGAUUCCAGGCCAGCCUGUCCCUAAGAACAUCCUGCAGGAACUUCUGGGUCAACCAGUUCAGAGACCUGCUUCUUCCAAUCUUCUGAGUGGCCUUAUGGGGAGCUUGGAGCCUACAACAUCUUUACUGGGCCAAAGAGCACCCUCUCCUCCCUUGUCACAGGUGUUUCAAACUCGAGCAGCCUCAGCUGACUACCUUCGCCCAAGAAUACCAUCACCAAUUGGUUUCACACCAGGACCACAGCAGCUACUCGGAGAUCCAUUCCAAGGCAUGCGCAAACCCAUGAGCCCCAUCACAGCCCAGCAGAUGAGCCAGCUGGAGUUGCAACAGGCAGCUUUAGAAGGGCUGGCCUUGCCACAUGACCUUGCUGUACAGGCAGCAAACUUCUACCAGCCUGGUUUUGGCAAACCACAGGUGGACAGAACCAGAGAUGGAUUCAGAAACAGGCAACAGCGAGUGACCAAGUCACCAGCACCCGUGCAUCGAGGGAAUUCCUCUUCCCCUGCCCCUGCUGCCUCCAUCACAAGCAUGCUUUCUCCUUCCUUUACCCCUACCUCAGUGAUUCGUAAGAUGUACGAGAGCAAAGAGAAAAGCAAGGAGGAGCCAGCAUCUGGAAAAGCAGCUCUUGGUGACAGUAAAGAGGAUACUCAGAAGGCCAGUGAAGAAAACCUCCUGUCAUCCAGCUCUGUACCCAGUGCCGAUCGAGACUCUUCUCCCACUACAAAUUCCAAACUGUCAGCAUUACAGAGGUCUUCGUGUUCCACCCCACUGUCCCAGGCCAACCGUUACACCAAAGAACAAGAUUAUCGACCUAAAGCAACUGGGAGAAAAACACCCACCUUGGCAUCCCCAGUUCCUACAACACCUUUUCUCCGCCCUGUCCACCAAGUUCCCCUUGUCCCCCAUGUCCCUAUGGUUAGGCCUGCUCACCAGCUUCACCCAGGGUUGGUACAGAGGAUGCUGGCCCAGGGAGUACAUCCACAGCAUCUUCCAAGUUUGCUCCAAACUGGUGUGCUUCCUCCUGGGAUGGACUUGAGUCAUUUACAGGGAAUAUCUGGCCCCAUCCUGGGUCAGCCCUUUUACCCUUUACCUGCUGCUAGUCACCCUCUCUUAAACCCUCGUCCUGGAACACCUCUGCAUCUGGCAAUGGUGCAACAGCAGCUACAGCGCUCAGUUCUGCAUCCUCCAGGCUCUGGUUCCCAUGCAGCAGCUGUCAGCGUUCAGACAACCCCUCAGAACGUGCCCAGCCGGUCAGGCCUGCCCCACAUGCACUCCCAGCUGGAGCAUCGCCCCAGCCAGAGGAGCAGCUCCCCUGUGGGCCUUGCCAAAUGGUUUGGCUCAGAUGUGCUACAGCAACCCCUGCCCUCCAUGCCCGCCAAAGUUAUCAGUGUAGAUGAAUUGGAAUACCGACAGUGAGCAGGGCAGGCAGACUCAACUAAGCCCGGACCUGUGGUGGCACACUGGGCAGGACCCUGCUUCAUCUCGGGUUGGUUUAUGGGCUUUUACUUUGGAGCACUCUGUGUGAAGCUGUUUGGUGGAACCCAUGCAUCUGGUGUGGUCCGCAUUAUGAUGGAAGGAUCUUAACCAGUCGAGUGGAGUGUACAUUGUCUGAAUACAGGAUGCACAAUGUUGUCAAUCCUGGAAAUGGUCUUUCUUUUUUGUAAGAUAUGUGAAUGAAGUGUUGGUGUCCUCACCAAGAGGUGGCACCUAAGGGUUCUGAGGAAAUAAAUGUAUAGACCCUUAUGUACAGACCUGUGUAUAAACAACUUUUGUAUAUACAUAUAGGAUAGCUUUUUUGAACUAUACAGCUGUACAUAAAAGUAGCUGAUAUUAGUUAGGCCUGUGUCAACAGUUUGGAUUUUUUUCACUUGUACAUUUGGGAUUUUCUUUUGGUUGAUUAAAAUUGCAUAUGCUAAGUGUGUGAAUGAA